GUCGCGUGCUUCUCUUCGUUGCUCGCUCUCUCUUCGUCAUCUGCACCCGUUCGCUCGCUCGCUCCGGUAGUGCCUCCGCCCACUAGAACCCUCGAGCCCAACAAGAAGCGAUGGCCCUGUCCGCAUGCUCUCGCCGGCUCUCUGGCAGCGUUCGCGCUCGUGCUUGCUCUGUAACGCUCUCCACUGCCAGUCAGCCUCUAGCCUUCCGGUCUAGCAACACGCUUUCUGGUCUGGACGCGCUCUGCCAUGACACCCCCGCUCUAUGCACCUCGGGCAAGGACACUGCGCUGGACGCGGUCGGACUGGGGCUUCUCGCUGGAUCGGCACACGCGCCCUCCCAUAAGCAACUCGGCCUCUCGGCACUGGGCCGCCCCCGCCCAGCGCGGCGGUCUCCGAACGAAAACGACGCCGCGGACACGUUGCGCCGCCAGCCGUCUGCGGGCCCCCUGUGGCGUCCGCCCGGGCUAUGCUCGAGCACUAGCAUGAACGCCCUCGGCGAUCCUGGCUUUUCACUUGUCCAUAGCCAAGUCGAGCUGCGACUACAGGAACCCGCGUCAAGUCGUCCUGCUCGCGCUGCGUCUCCACUUAUCCGGCAGACCGACGAGCUCCUCCACGGGCUCUCACUGGCGCAGGCGCAGGCGCAUGCUCGCUGCCCCGUUCGCGCUGCCUCACUUGCGGUGCGCUCAUUCCGCGGUGUCCCCAGUACCACCCCGGAACCCAAUUCUCUGCAGGGAAUAUAUGCGGCUGAGCCCGAGCCGGGUAAGGUACUCACACCUCUGUCUUCGUCGUCGUCAAUCGCCUCGUCGAGAGCGAUGCCAUCCCCAGCCCCCACCCGUACGAGCUCAAGCUCGGAGAUGCCACCUCCGCCAGCGCCAGGACCGCUCUUGCGCAUCCCAAGCAGUAUGAGGAUCCCGAUGCCGCCUGCACCAGCCCAACGGCCGCCCUCGCCUUCGCCUCCUACUCCCUCUUCCGCAACUUCUUAUCCUUCGAGCAUGUCGCGCUCGUGUUCGCACUCACAAUCGCGCUCCGGCUGGGAAAGCCCCGGACUUCCUC
Trametes versicolor FP-101664 SS1 is the source of this 1053-nucleotide messenger RNA. RefSeq lists its product as uncharacterized. The annotation marks the transcript as partial. The record is from RefSeq and is a predicted model, not a curated record. The transcript is spliced from 2 exons. Lineage: Eukaryota; Fungi; Basidiomycota; Agaricomycetes; Polyporales; Polyporaceae.